Messenger RNA from Clonostachys rhizophaga, 276 nucleotides. The record is from the annotation of a GenBank genome assembly. NCBI's taxonomy places the organism in Eukaryota, Fungi, Ascomycota, Sordariomycetes, Hypocreales, Bionectriaceae.
AUGAAGUUCAGCAGUAUCCUCACUGGUUUCAUGCUUGUGGGAGCUGGCCUCGCAGCUUCUCAGGCUUGGCGAUUUAGAAAUCUGGGCAGUCACGAGCAAUUCGACAAAAGCUCCAUCCAUAGGGGUGCUAUCGACUCGCGUCAAUACGAAGACCCCAAGGGCCUCGACAAGCAAGGGCCAUAUUCGUCGUCUGCAAGCCAUGCACCAACGGAUUUGCCAAUGGAGCAUGAACCUGGGACGAAGCCGAGAGAGACUGAGCAAGCGAAUCAGAACUAA